GGCGGCAGCGAGCCUUUGCCCGAAUCCCUCUUCUGGCUCCUCGUCACCGGCGAGGUCCCUACUCAGGAGCAGGUCAAGGGUCUUUCGGCCGAGUGGGCUGCCCGUGCAACCCUUCCCACGUUUGUUGAGGAUUUGCUUGACCGCUGCCCCAACACCCUCCACCCCAUGUCCCAGUUCUCGCUCGCUGUCACUGCUCUUCAGCACGAGUCUCAGUUCGCGAAGGCAUAUCAGAAGGGAGUCAGCAAGCUGGAGCACUGGGAUACUACCUUUGAGGAUUCCAUGGAUUUGAUUGCCAAGCUCCCCAACAUUGCCGGUCGCAUUUACCAGAAUGUAUUUAGAAACGGCGCCAAGGUUGCGCCCAUUGACCCCAACAAGGAUUUCGGAGCCAACCUCGCCAACCUCCUCGGAUUCAGUGACAACAAGGAAUUUGUUGAGCUGAUGCGCCUCUACCUUACGAUCCACUCUGACCACGAGGGUGGUAACGUUUCGGCACACACGACUCACUUGGUCGGCUCUGCUCUAUCAGACCCUUACCUGUCCUUUGCUGCUGGGUUGAACGGUCUUGCUGGUCCCCUUCAUGGACUCGCCAACCAGGAGGUUCUCCGUUGGAUCACCAAGAUGCGCGAGGAGCUUGGUGGAAAGGACGUCUCGGAUGAGACGAUCAAGGAGUAUGUCUGGAAGACCCUGAAGAGCGGCCAGGUUGUUCCCGGUUAUGGCCACGCUGUUCUCCGCAAGACGGAUCCACGCUACACAUGCCAGCGUGAGUUUGCGCUGAAGCACAUCCCCAACGACCCCCUGUUCAAGCUCGUCUCUCAGAUCUACACGGUUGCUCCUGGAAUCCUGCUAGAGCACGGCAAGACGAAGAACCCAUGGCCCAACGUUGAUGCGCACUCGGGAGUAUUGUUAUCUGCUUACGGAUUGGUUGAGCAGGACUUUUACACGGUGCUGUUCGGUGUGUCGCGUGGAUUGGGGGUGUUGUCCCAGUUGAUCUGGGAUCGCGCGUUGGGUAUGCCUCUUGAGCGCCCAAAGUCGUACUCGACCGCCGCCAUCAAGGCCAUGUAUGCCAAGAAGUAAACACUUUAAAGCACACACGCACACCCAUCCAUCCUCCGAUCUCUGAAGUUCAGUCUGUUUGUCUUUUUAGAAUGUUGUUCUCUCUUUUCGAAUACCUUUGGCGCCGUGGUACGCCAUCCACGUUCGCCUUGCACAUAGUCCCUCAGAAUAAAGAAAAAAAAAAGUUUCGUUCAAUAAUCGUUAGGGAAGAUAAAUCUGUAAUCUUUAGUAGGAUCCUCAGAGACAUACG
Gamsiella multidivaricata is the source of this 1303-nucleotide messenger RNA. Its product is annotated as citrate synthase-like protein. Bases 166 to 1074 code for a protein of 302 amino acids. The transcript has a single exon. Lineage: Eukaryota; Fungi; Mortierellomycota; Mortierellomycetes; Mortierellales; Mortierellaceae. The record is from RefSeq and is a predicted model, not a curated record. Gene Ontology annotation, biological process: tricarboxylic acid cycle; carbohydrate metabolic process. Gene Ontology annotation, cellular component: mitochondrial matrix.